This is a messenger RNA of Amphimedon queenslandica, 8767 nucleotides long. RefSeq lists its product as uncharacterized. Bases 44 to 8683 code for a protein of 2879 amino acids. The transcript has 27 exons. The record is from RefSeq and is a predicted model, not a curated record. Lineage: Eukaryota; Metazoa; Porifera; Demospongiae; Haplosclerida; Niphatidae. Gene Ontology annotation, molecular function: serine-type endopeptidase inhibitor activity; calcium ion binding.
UCCUGAUCUACUGGGAGUGUCAGUUAAUGUUACCUGUAUAGCAAUGAUUGGAGGAAUUAAAUAUAAUCAAUCCCUAAUAAUAGAUGUAUUUUGUACGCCAUCAUGUGCUCAAGGUAUUUGCAUUCUAAGCAAUAUCUGUGCGUGUGAUCCUGGAUGGACUGGCUCAAGAUGUGAAGCAGACAUUGAUGAAUGUAGUAUGAAUAUUGAUGACUGUUAUCAUAGCUGCAUUAAUACUAAUGGAAGCUACUAUUGUGAAUGUAUGUCAGGGUUCAGGCUACUUGCUAAUGGUACCUAUUGUGAAGAAAUUGAUGAAUGCAGUGAGGAUCCUAAUCUGUGCCCUAUUAAUAGCAACUGCCUCAACACAUAUGGAGGCUAUAGGUGUGAUUGUAUCAAUGGAUAUCACAAGAAUCAAUCAGGAUAUUGUAUAGAUACUGAUGAAUGUGCUACUAAUGCUAGUAGUUGCUCUCAAUUAUGCAUUAAUACUGAAGGAUCCUACGAUUGCUCUUGUAAUGAUGGUUAUACAAAACGAUUCAAAUAUUUCUGUUUUGAUAUUGAUGAAUGUGAGAAUACUAGUAUCUGUUCUAGUGAUCAUCAAGUGUGUCGAAAUACACUAGGUAGCUAUAGAUGUUCUUGUAAAGAAGGAUUUAAAUAUGACAGUGAUGGCGUGAAUUGUGAACCAAAAGCAUGCCACGAAGUCAUACAACCACCGAUCAAUGGGAACCUUUAUUGUAAUGGUAACAGGACUAAUAAUACUUGUCAUUAUACUUGUAAUAGCGGAUAUGUAUUAAGUGAUUUAUCCUCACGCACCUGCCAAUCAAAUGGACGUUGGUCAGGAAUACCUCCUUAUUGCUCCCCUCUUCCUUGUCCUACAUUGAUGCCACCCAGUAAUGGUUACUUACAGUUACCUUGUGAUGGAGUGUAUCAAUCACAAUGUAUUAUAAGGUGUUUUGAUGGAUAUAAAUUAGCUAGUACUAAUGAUACUACUAGUGCAGUGACUUGUGAUUUACUACCAAAUAAUGAAACUAUUUGGAGUAGUACUGAAAAAUGUCAAGAAAAGGAUCCUUGUGAGCCUAAUCCCUGUCUUCAUCAUGGAGUCUGCUCCAGAGUUGAUUCUGAUGAAGGAUUUGAGUGUAAUUGUACUGACAUUUUUUAUGAAGGAAAGACAUGUGAAAGAGCAUUAGUACUCAUUGAUCCUAUUGAACCUGUGAUGAUAGGAGAUCAUAAAAAGAUAUCUGUUAGAUCCAAACCAGAUAAAGAAACAACAUAUAGAUUCAGAGAUUGUAGUUUUGGGGGUGCAAGAAGAGCUUUUAUUUUUACCUGCACCUUCACUCUCAAUAAAACUAAAACUAUUGAGAAUGUGACUGUGGUGGGUUUAAAACCUGGUCCAUACAUUUUGCAGCUUGAGGGUGUCUCUCCUGUUGAUAUGCUUUUUGUUUCUGGAUCUAAUGAAUCACUUUAUUUUAAUAAAUCUGACAAUAUUCAGCCAAGUUGUUGUUCAAGCACUCAUGCAUCAAUAUGUGGUGACCAAAUACCAGUGCAGUUAAACUCAUCUUGCUCAUGGGAUUCUGAUACAACAAGAGGAAUAGUUUUCAUUAUUUAUGACAACCUAACAGUUCCUCUUUCACUGGCUGGUGUGAACAUAUCAUCAGAAAACAACAUUGCACUACCUUUAGAAGAUGAUGAUGCUAUGUGCAGUAAUUGUGCUAACAAACUGACAGAACUGGGUUCUGGUAAAUGCUAUAAGCAUAUGCCUACUCCUGAUGACUUAAGUGAGUUUGUUAAGAGACAGUCACUCACAAAUUCUUUUUUGUCAUCAAUAAAAUCAAGUCUAUUUCCCAGUUGGUUUAAUAUUUCAAUAACUGAUAAUCUUAAUGCCAUUGAUAAAGUUAGCAGUACUGACUAUCUUGCUAAACUAGUAUCACCAGCUAAGCUAAUAAAUGAGAAAGGUUGUGAAUCAUUAGUCAUAGGGGAUAAGAACAAAGGAAGAUUUCUUGUAUUACAGCAUAAUGGACCGAUAAACCUUACAUUGGAGAAUGAACAAUCUUUUGUACUCAACUCUCGAUCACCAUCUGAUUUUUACUGCAUUGCUGUUCAUGUUUGUUCAGGUCAAAGGUCACCAGUCUACAUUGGACUACCUCCUUCAGCUCAAGAUGGCAUCAAAAAAAUUUCCUUUAUUUCAAAUUAUAUCAAGAAGGGAUGGACAUUUGACUUUAAAAGUGUCUCUUUAAGUAAAACACUUCAGCAAUCAGUAUUACAAACUAAGCUUUGGAAUGGCUACCAGUACAUGCAACAACAUUCUGGAAUCCAUUUUCAGUAUGAUACACUAGUGAACAUGAAUGUUCAAGGAAUGUUUUCUUAUGGAAUAGCAAAUGUUGCAUUGACUUUCAGGGGAUUAGCUCAAUAUAAGUAUAUUACAACAAAAGAAAAAGCUAAUGAAGCACUACUUUUUGGAGAUUGUACUUUUACAGUGAUGUCAAGAGUAAACAAUAGCUUAGAAAAAUUAGAAUUGAAGAAAAUUUCAACCAACAUCUCUAUAUAUCACAAAGAAAACUUAUCAUCAAGUUCAAGUUGUUCAAUGGCUCCAACAAAUGGAGCAUCAUUCAAAUUGGCAUAUACUCCACAACAAGAUCAGGCUUUCUAUUUGAGUGUACUGGAACUACCUUUCGAUACUGCUCAAUGUCCAGUUGAUGUGUUCCUUAGUUUAAACAGUAAUCAGGAUAUGAAUGGGUUGAGUUUCUAUUCAGAAUGUCUUGAUGUAUCAUUUGGAGCAUUAUUAUUCACUAGUCUAGCUCACAAAAUAUAUAUUCCAAUGUCUAAUGAUACUUUAUGUAUUAAACCAAAAAACUUCACUUCUCUCUUCUCCACAGCAGAGUUUGGUCUUGUCAUUCAUUCUUCAUUGAAUGCUAGUCGAUUAAGAUUGAAUGCAUUUAUUCAGUUAUUACCAGGUUAUGAUGAAACUGCAUUGUCAUUAGGCUUUUACAAAUACAGUAAUGAGAAAGUAGGCCUGAUACACUCGUUAGAAAUGACAAUGUUUGAUAAUACAUUUGUGACACAAGCCAGACUAAGAAAUCUGGAGCUUAGCUAUGGUGAUUCAAUGAUUCACUUAUUUAAUAAGAAAUUUUUCACUGCCAAUAUUCAAGGCAUAGCCAGUACUAGCAGGCAGUGGAAAGAUUUGACAGUUAACGUAAAUGGCUGGUUUCCAAAAGGUGAUGAAUAUUUUGUUGAUACAAUGGAAAGGAAUGUAAUAAAGAAGAUAACUACAUUAGGAAAUGAAGCAAACACAAGAAAAGGAGAAGCUGAUAAACAAUUACUUGAAGCUAUAGCUAGACUAAUAAGAGCAGGCGGUCAACUAAAUGAAGCUAGAUUGGCAUUUAGUAAUGCCUCGACUCAACUGAUUACAGUGGAAGACAAUCUUGCAGAAUCAAGAGAACGCUUGACGUUAGCUGAAUUAAAUGUCACAAUGGCCAGAAGUGAAAUACGAGAAGCAGAAGAUGCUAUCAAUGAUGUCUGUGAUGUACAGAUUUGUCCUUUGGAGUGUCAGAAUGCUACAAGAAAACGGACUGUGUACAGAGAUGUAUACUAUGAAGCUGAAGGAGUUUGUGAUUCAGUUUGUAAUUACACCAUUAGUGUUAGAGUAGCACCAUACUUUGUAUCUGCUAAGGAGUGGGAAAUAAGACAAUGCUGUAAUGAUGUGCAAUACACUUGUGGAGAUGCAUAUUGUAAUUCCAUUAGAUGCUCAGGUGUCAGGAAACCAGUUAACGUAACUCGUCAUGUUUAUAACUACAAGGAAGCUGAGAGGCAGGGUCCUUGCAAGGUUCCUUGUAUAACUGGUCAAUAUCAUGCAAGAAUUGAAGAAACUGAAGAAUAUAUUGAUCCAUGUGGGGGUAGGGGGCCUAAUGCUGCUUGUGUGGCUUCUAAUGCUCAAUGUAACAGAGAAAGAGAAGCAUCAUUAAGAGCACUUGAAAUAAGGAGGAGUGAACUGGUGGCACCAUUAAGAGAAAGGAAUAGAGCAAGAGCUGAAGUGGAGUUGCUAGAAAUUAGGUCAAGUCAAGCUCAACGCAAUGAGCAAUUAGCUAACGAGACAUUAGUCUCAACACAAUCACUCUACAGGUCUAUCACUCAAUAUAAAGAAGCAGUAGAGAAGAGUCAUAACAUGAUAUUAGAAGAAAUAAAAAAUGAUCUACAGUUAUAUAACUUGACACAGGAGUAUGGUAAUAAUGCAUUUGUUAUUACUAAUAUAACAUUCUCAGUACCAAUCAGUGAAAGCAAUAAUCCUUCAGCUUUCCCAAUUGUAAUAACCUAUGACACUCCUCAAAGAGCCAAUCAGCAAUUAAAUUAUGUGUAUGAUUUUAAUACUCAAUUCUCAUUGCAAGCAGAAACUCUUGCAAAUGAUAUAAUUGACUCUCUUUUCGCAUCACAGAGGAGGAGAAGGAGAAGGCAAACAGAAGUAAAUCAACCAGGACGUGAACAGUUUGAAAUUCAAUGUGCUCAAUUGAAAAGCAUUAACAAAUUUAUUCGAUACAUGCAUACUACACUAGAAGAGGCUGAAAUGAGUGGAAUGAAUAUAAGUGAGUCACUGAUUGAACUAAUAGAGUCAUCCAAUGUUGCUAUUAACACAACUUCAGUCAGUAAUAGGACUGGUCUUGGUAAUUAUACUAAUUUUAAAGAACUGUUUGAUAUAACACUGGAAGAAAUAGAACAAAGUAGACGAGAGUUAGGUAAUGUGGAAGACGAAGUGUUAAGUUCAGUUAGAUCAUCAUACAAGAGUCUACAGAGUCAAGCACAGUCUGUCUUAGAGUCACUUGAAGCCACACUACUAACCCAAUGGAGGUCUGGCUUAGAGAUAUUACUUCAAGGUAAUAGCACUGUAGCUGACAGACCCUGCUCAGGACUGGUUGACUGUAUAUUAGUAUUGAAUGGCUCAUUGAGCAAUUUACUUUCUUUUGCACCAUCAGAGACAGCAUUUUUAUCACAGAGUCUACCAGUAGCUUCACAACUCUUUCUACAGCUAGCAAUCAAUGAAUUAACCAAUUUCACUGAAGCUAGGAACAAACUAACUCCUAUUAGAUCUCUUGUACAGGCUAUGGUUGAUAAUGGCUACUGGUGCUCUACUCUACCACAAGUGAUUGUACAUCCAGUAGCAGAGACUAGUGUACAAAUAAACACUGCUCUAACUCUAACAUGCAGAGGUAACUCCAGUCUACCAGUUUCAUAUCUAUGGAGAAAAGAUGGAGUAGCAAUACCAAACACUAACAGUCACACAUUAGUGCUUAAUGAUAUGCAAGUAUUCGAUGAAGGUAAUUAUAGUUGUGAGAUUACAAAUGAUGUUGGCACUACCCGUUCAACAAAUUCAAGCGUGCAAGUUUUCAUUCUUCCUGAGUAUUAUCAGCUACCAUCAUCAGUCAUAACAUACAUAGGAGAUGAGAAUGGAGCUUACUUUACAUGCAAUGCUACAUCAAGACCAGCUCCUGGUUGGAGGUGGUAUCACAGAUCAUCUACUAGAGGACAAUGGAGAGAGCUAAUAGGAGAAGAAACAAAUGAACUCUUAAUAAGGAGUCCAUCACGGUCUGAUGAAGGAGAAUACAGGUGUGAAGCUUAUAAUGAUUUUGGUAGCAUUUCAUCAGAUCCUGUCACAUUACGCCUUAUAUCAGUAACAGUAAGAGUGCUAGUAUAUAAUGUAGAAAUAUUGAUGGUGAGACAGAAUGAUACUGAGCUGAGUGGAAGAGACAUUAGUUUACAAGAAGAUUUAAAGAAUAAGUUUGAAGAAGGGGUUUCAUUUGGAGAUGUGGUAUUAUCAGAGGAAAUUGGAGUGAGAGAUGUUAUACCAGAUGAAGAAAUAGUCAUUAGUUUCAAACUAAUCAGUCCCAAUGUAACUAUACCUCAAAAUAUUCAUUUAGAAACUAUUGUGAAUAACCUCACGGCUUAUAGGCUUCAACUAAACAGAGUAAGAAAUGAUUUGGAAAGGUUUUUGGACAAUUCUGAAGAUUUUAUACUGGAAUACGAAGACUCUGAAUAUCAAUACAGACGCAGCUCAUUUAGUGUAGACAUACCAGAAAUACAGUGUCCACCUGGUCAAGAACUUCAUUCAAACAGAUUCCUAUGUUCUGAUUGUCUUAAAGGACAGGAGCAAGCUGUGAUUGUUGAGAGUAGAGUGACUGAUAGCAGGACUAUUAUUGAGAGAGUACCACACUGCUCUCCUUGUCCUUUUAAUACUUAUCAGGAUAUGGCUGGAAGCGGACAGUGUAAGCCUUGUCCUGUUAAUCAUGUUACAUUUAUAACUGGUGCUAUAUCUGUUGAUCAAUGUACAGAGCUAUGUCCUGUCAAUCAUAACUCAUCAAAUGGGCUAAUGCCAUGUAGACCAUGCCCUAGUAAUACUUAUCAACCUACUCCUGGUCAAAUUGAGUGUCUUCCUUGUACAUCAGAAAGUGACAGCAUUUUAUGUUCAAAAAAUCCAUGUGAGAAACCUAAAAUUAUUGGUUCAUGUAAUGGAGAGUAUCUUAGAUUUUAUUACGAUAAUUCAAUGGAGCAGUGUGAACCGUUUAUGUACAGUGGUUGUGAUGGAAAUGAGAAUAACUUCCCUUCACUAAAUGAGUGCUCUCAAACUUGUGGAUGCCCACAGAAUGAGUCCAGUCUAUUGGAUUGUACCAAUGAUCCUUGUCAGUCUAAUACAUGUCCAUCUGCUCCUACUGCUCAGUGUUUUCCUGAUUAUUGUGGCAAUUGUACUAGCAGAUACUAUUACAAUGAUCAAGAAGUGACUGAGACAUGCUCUUGUAGCAAUGGUUUAAAACCUGUUCUAUGUGCACCAUCUUGUCUGUCAACUUGUCAUAUUCCAGAGCCAAUAUGUCCGGUAUCUACCUGUGUACCAGGCUGUGGUUGUACUAAUGAUACCAUAUAUGAUGAGGUUAAAGAGGAAUGUGUCCUACCAUCAUCUUGUGAUACUUGUAGUCUUCCUCCUCUUAGUGGCCCAUGUCGUGGUGCGUUCCCUCGUUGGUUUUAUAACUCUUCUUCUGGUAGUUGCGAGCUAUUCUUAUAUGGUGGUUGCAGUGGUAAUGCUAACCGGUUCAUCACUCUACAGCAGUGCAUCCAAUCAUGUGGCUGUGGAACAGGUAACACUGCUUUGAAUUGCAGUGGUGAUCUUUGUGAGAGAGCUUCUUGUGAGGCUCAUGAUAACUCAGUUUGUGAAGUUGACUCUUGUUCAAACUGCACUGUUAAGCAUUACGUGGGAGUAGAAGAAGUCACUGAUCAAUGUGAUGUGUGUUCUCUUCCUCCUGAUGGGGGCUCUUGUAAUGCUAGUAUUAGUAGAUGGCAUUUCAAUGCUGAUAGUCGUCAGUGUGAAUUGCUAAAAUAUGGAGGCUGUGAAGGUAACAAAAACAACUUUAACACAUUAAGAAGCUGUCUUCAAACAUGUGGUAGUCAGACCUGUGAGGUUGGAGUGAGUACUGUUGAUUGCUAUACUGAUCCUUGUCGCACUACUCAUUGUCCUAAUUUUGACAAUGCUCUCUGUAUACCUAAUCAUUGUGGAGAGUGCUCUGCUCAUUAUUAUAACAGCACAGGGCAUGAUAUAACAAUGAUGUGCGGUGAUUGUCCAUCUGACAAGGCACCAGUGAAGUGUCUCAUCAAUCCAUGUGAUCAUAGCACAUGCCCUAACCUACCACCAACUGAAUGUGUGCUGAAUGUCUGUGGGGAAUGCAAGGCACAGUAUUACUGGAACAAUGUUGAUGUCACUGAAUUCUGCAUGACAUGUCCAUCUGGUGGUCAGAUAUUUAAGGAAUGUGGUGCCUCAUGUCAACGUACUUGUGAUGAUGUUCGUUACCAGAGACCUUUUGUUUGCAGUAGACACUACUGUGUGCCUGGCUGUGCAUGCCCUGCUGGACAGGUAUUGGAUGAGUCGAUCAAUAGGUGUGUGUAUCCAGAGCAGUGUCCCUGUCAAGGAACGUGUGACCCAGUUCCUAAUAAUUGUACAGUACUCACUUAUGAUAAUUGUAACUGUCCAUUAUGUAGAGAUUGUCCUAUUGUUGGUCAGGAGUAUAAUGAUGUAAAGGCUAGUUGUCCAAAGACUUGCUCUAAUCCUCACCUUUUGUGUGCUGGUGAAGGACAGCCUGGCUGCUCCUGCCCUCUGGGUCAAGUGAUUGAUGAAAUGAACAAUCAUUGUGUACAACUUAAAGACUGUCCUAAACCAGAUCCGUGUACAUUAGCACCAGAGAGAGGUCCCUGUACUGCUAGUAUUUCAAGAUACCAUUACAAUGGCACUAGUCAGACAUGUCAGCAGUUUUCAUACGGUGGUUGCUUCCCUAAUGAAAAUAAUUUUUUGACUCAGCAUGACUGUGAAGACAAGUGUAGUGAUUGUUAUCCAGUAUGUACUCCAGAAUAUUGUGCAAUAAAAAGAGGAGGAACAUGUUCUGUACCCUCAUCUCCUCCUGGCAGUACUCAAGGGUGUCCAGGAGGAUGUGCUAUAUCCAAUUGUGGUGCUUGUUAUUAUUCAUAUAAUGAUCUACCAUUCCCUCCAUUACCUGGUUCUUGUCCUAGUGUGUGUCCACUGGUCAAUGGUCAAGUGGAUGAGUCCUGCAUGGCAAGAUGGGGGCGCUGUGUCCAGAGAUCAUAUUAUGCUAUUUAUCAAACAGUUUCUGAGCGUGAGAGGUUUAAGAGUAAUUUCCGCUGCUGGUCUCAUCAAUGCACAAACUAAUGCAACUCUAUGACUUCUGUACAUGCACACUGACUGCUGAAUUUUUUAGGUAAAAUUAUUCUUUAAAAUUUUUGCUAUUUGUAA